AUGGAAGCAACUUGGGCAACUUACAAGAACAAACCAUCCACAUCUAGUAUUUAUACAGAAGAUGCCGUUGUGAUCUACGUGCCUUCUGGUGCAGGUGCUCGUGGCAACGCACAGAUUCGACGAUUUUACUUGCAGCCCGAUUUUAAGGCUGCUCAAAUUCAAGAGCAAGUACAUGGCACUGUUAUUUCGGGUAACAAGGUGAUGGAAGAAGUUGAAUGGACCAUCACCUUCCAUGGCAGCGAAUGCAACUGGUUGGUGCCUACAGUGGAUGAGGGGCUUUUGAUGAACGCAACGGUCAAGAUCCCUGUGAUGCUUUCGGCAACUUUUUCGGGUGAUCAAAUAGCUGUUCUUCGUGUGCAUUGGGAUCAAGCAUCCGUAUUGAAGCAGCUACGUGUCAUUUCCGAUAAGAACAAGUGGCCGGUGCGCAGUGGCGAGACUGUGGAUGCUCUUCGGAACCCCACGUCUGUACCACUCAAUCCCUUUGCACCGAACAAUGAACUUGCCACACCUUUGCCUGCAUCCACUACAAAAAAGACAUUGGCUAUUGAUGCCCCUGGCAGGAUUUUCGGUCCUAUUCGCCCUGAAGAUCAAGUGGGUCAUUCCAUACGCCGUAACCUUCACGAACCCCAUCGAAAUAUCUUCUCCUACGAACCACCCGCUGCAAAACCCCUUGUCACUACCAAACCUGAUCGAUUGGGCUCAUCAUUCUCUUUAACCCAUGAUGAAGGUACACCUGCUACUCCUACACCCGCUGCCAACAGAAAGGCUACACCAAAGGAAAACAACAUUUUUGGUCAACAAAAUGGUCAUAACGAUGAUGAUGUUUUGGCUUCGAAAACUGCCAAUCUUAGCAUGUCCACUAGUUCUCCCAAUCGCCGUACACAACCAUCUUCCAGAAACAUCCUUGCCCAUGAAUAA
This is a messenger RNA of Lichtheimia ornata, 918 nucleotides long. RefSeq lists its product as uncharacterized. The transcript has 6 exons. The record is from RefSeq and is a predicted model, not a curated record. Gene Ontology annotation, biological process: polyketide metabolic process. The coding region runs from base 1 to 918 and encodes 305 amino acids. Lineage: Eukaryota; Fungi; Mucoromycota; Mucoromycetes; Mucorales; Lichtheimiaceae.